AGCCGCUGCUCUAGAUCGCACGGACGAGGCUGUUUGCGACAGCAAUCCAUCCAAGAUGCGGCAGCUCCUGAUCCUGGAAGCGGCUGUUGCCGUCCUGCUGGGAAGCCGCUCAGGUGAGUACCGUUCCCCACACCCAUGCAAAGGAUUUCCGCGCCUUGGUUUGCAAAAAAAAGAAGGGAGGAAGAUUGCCGUGGUGGUGGCCCUGCUGGCCCCAUCCCUAAGCAACAGCCUUGACUCACUUUGAGCCCUGAAUAUAUUUUCCCUACCGAUCAGUAGCCUCACACUCAGCAGCGGCCCCGCGCACAGCCGGCGAGAGCUUUUGAAGGCGUUCACAGCAACGAAAUGUCUCUUUCCUCUUUUUGCUGCAUUAAAUAGUCUUCUGCCCGCCCUGCUUAAAAUCAUCCGCGUGUACCCAGGGUUGCCUUAGUACAGAAAAUGUACACUCGGACAGAAAAGUUGUUGAGCGUUUUCGGCCAAAGUUGUUGAGGUUUUUCUUUUUGCAAAAUCGCUUUAAAAAUUGAGGUUCUUGAGCUCUCUCCCCCCCCCCUCCGAAAUGGUCAAAAUCGCCACUUACCAUACUUUUGGGAUUUCAUGGACAUUUAGGGGAUUUCUGUCCCAGCGUCCAAAUAUAUAGUACAGUGGUACCUUGGGUUAAGAAAUUAAUUGGUUCUGGAGGUCCGUUCUUAACCUGAAACUGUUCUUAACCUGAAGCACCACUUUAGCUAAUGGGGCCUCCUGCUGCUGCCACACGAUUUCUGUUCUCAUCCUGAAGCAAAGUUGUUAACCUGAGGUACAAUUUCUGGGUUAGUGGAGUCUGUAACCUGAAGCGUCUGUAACCCGAGGUACUGUAAUCCGGGAAAUUUCAGACAUACGGCUCUGCUGUUAGAAAUGCAAGGGAAGUUUUUAAUUUGGCGGUGGGGUGCUGCUGAGCCUCAGUCCUCCCACCUCCCCGGUUGAUCCCCUAAACGCUGACCUUUCUGAAAAGUAUUCUGCACACCUGACCACCCUAUGGAUCAUCAUAAGGAUGUGGUGAUAGAACAAGGGGAAAACUAGGCUUUGUUUUGCCCGGGUCAAAGAGCAAAUUUGGCACACACACAUCAUGCGCUUUUGCAUACACACACAGGCAGGAAGGCUUAAUGGCGCUCCUCUGGAGGCGCCACCCAGGGCAAUACCCCCCCCCCAAUAUGGCACUGAUGGUUGAUACCGUUUUUUAUGCUCUUACCUUUUAUUCAAGGGACACGGGUGGCGCUGUGGUGUAAACCACAGAGCCUAGGGCUUGCCGAUUGGAAGGUCUGCAGUUCGAAUCCCCGUGAUGGGGUGAGCUCCUGUUGCUCGGUCCCUGCUCCUGCCCACCUAGCAGUUCAAAAGCACGUCAAAGGAAGUAGAUAAAUAGGUACCACUCUGGCAGGAAAGUAAACAACGUUUCCGUGCGCUGCUUUGGACAUUUGCCCACCUCCAGUCUGUAGUGACCUCACCUGGUCUCCAAGAAUUCUCAAAGAUAAUAGACAAAGGCUCUGAAAUUACAUCCGCAAGCUCCUUUAGUACCCUUGGAUGCAGUUCAUCAGGCCCUGGAGAUUUGAAUUCAUUUCAACUCGCUAGGUGUUCCCUUACUACCUCUUUUCCUGUCUUGGGCUACAGCUCCCUCCUUACAUCAUUUACUCUGUUAUCAGCAGAUUGCGCAUCACGUUCCUUUUGGGUCAAGACAGAGGCAAAGUAGGUGUUGAGUAGUUCCACCUUUUCUCUGUCACCCAAUAACAUUUCUUUGUGUUCCCCACGCAGAGGACCUACCACUUGCUUGUUCUUCCUCUUACUUCAGACACAGCCAAAUAAACCUUUUUUUACUAUUUUUAACCUCUCUUGCAAGCCUGAGUUCAUUCUGAGCUUUAGCCAGCCUGACUUUCCCCCUGCAACUGUUGGCUACCAUGAAGGUCCCUGCCAACUCAACAGUUCUGUGAUUCUGUGACUCGCUAACUUUGCCUGCCAUUCUUCCUUUCCAGGCUUCUCCUUUCACACCAUGCGUGUCUGGUUCACUGCAGUUUGGGAGCCCAGCAGAGGACUUUUCGAGUUCACUGGGGUGGCAUAUGUGGAUGACCAGAGAGUUACUUACUAUGACAGCCAGAGCAGGCAGGCAGUGCCUGGAGUCCCAUGGAUGAAAGAUGCUGUGAAUCAUAUUCCUCAUAUAUGGAAUAUAAACACUUGGAGAGCACAGACUGCUGAACUGAAGUUCCGCAACGAUGUGGAGUACCUGCAAAAGUACUACAACCAAAGUGGAGGUGAGCAGCAUUCAAGAGAGUUCCUUCUGAAAGUUUUGGGAUAAAGGUGCAGUCUUUUAUCCAAAUUAACAGUGUUUUCUUUUUCCUUGCCGGAACUUUUAGCAGAAACAGAGGACUCUUCCUUGUUAGUUUCUGUUUGCCACUAAGCAGUGCUUUGGAGUCACAAGACUCUGUUUACAUUCCAGAGGCCUUCCAGGCUGUUGGAAGUCUCACGGGAGACGGAUGUGACGUUACUGGUUUCCUGUUUCCUUUUUUGUUCCUUUGUUUCAGUUGCUCUCUGCUUUCAUAGAGGAUGUUUCUUUGCUGUCUGCGUAGUAAGAAAUAAAGCAUAGCAUGUAGCCAUAAAUCUCAUCACUUCCGCGUUCCGUUUUGGAUUCUCUGCUGAAUGGAAUGUGCCUGAGCUUUCAUCAAAGGCUCAGGUCGUUAAUUCUUCGUCGGGAGGGCGAUUCCGGAAGAUGAGCUUUAUCAGCUUGGCCGAGUGCAGAUCCCGACAUUCCUUUCCCACAUUUCCAGCAUAAAUCAGAAGGAUUUUUAAUCCUGAAAAUUGGAAGAGCAUAUCCUACUGUGACCUUGAUGUUUCUCUUUCAGGCUUCCACACUUGGCAGCUGACGUACGGCUGUGAGGUUGGUGAAGAUGGCCGCAGAGGAGGCUAUUCCCAAUAUGGCUAUGACGGGGAAGACUUCCUCAGCUUUGACAAGGAGACCCUCACCUGGACAGCGACGGAUGUUCCGGCCCAGUUUACCAAGAGGAAGUGGGAGAUUGACUUGGCCUGGUCUCAACGCCUCAAGCUCUACCUGGAAAAGGAGUGCCCUGAGUGGAUGCCAAAACUCUUGGAGUGUGGAAAGGAGGUUUUUCUGAGGAAAGGUGCAGAUGGGAAAGCAGACUUAACUGUCAGCUCUCUUUGUGGAAUGGAAGUUGUUGGACCCACAACUUACAUCAACCCUGGUCGACAUGACCAAUAGUCAAGGGUGAGGGCAGUUGUAGUGUGGCAACAUCUGCAGGGCCACGAGUUCCCUGAACUAGGUCCACCACCAUCCUGUUUUCCACCAGUGAUGGUCCAUCUAACUCCCUAUUGUCUAAUCCAGGGGUAGGCAACCUAAGGCCCAGGGGCCAUAUCCAGCCCAAUUGCCUUCUAAUUCCAGCCCGCGGAUGGUCUGGGAAUCAGCGUGUCUCUACAUGAGUAGAAUGUGUCCUUUUAUUUAAAAUGCAUCUCUGGGUUAUUUGUGGGGCAUAGGAAUUCAUUCAUUUCCCCCCCAAAAAAUAUAGUCUGACCCCCAACAACAUCUGAGGGACAGUGGACCGGCUCCCUGCUAAAAAAAUUUGCUGACCCCUGGUCUAAGCCAUGGGUAGGCAAACUAAAGCCCGGUGGCGGGAUCUGGCCCAAUGGCCUUCUAAAUCCAGCCCACGGAUGGUCUGGGAAUUACAUGAGUAGAACAUGCCCUUUUAUUUAAAAUGCAUCUCUGGGUUAUUUGUGGGGCAUAGGAAUUCGUUCAUCCCCCUCCCCCCAAAAAAUAUAGUCUGGCUCCCCACAAGGUCUGAGGGACAGUGGACCGGCCCCCUGCUGAAAAAGUUUGCUGACCCCUGGUCUAAGCCGAGGUUUGCCAGCCUUUGGGGACCAAUGGGCACAUUAGGAAUUUAGAAGUAGUAGUUUGGUGUCAGUCACAAAAUGGCUACCAUGGGAUGUGUGGCAUAACCCAGAAUGGAGCCCUUUCACGGGCACUAUCUGAGAUAUUGGCAGGCACACUAAGUUUCCACAAACACUGCACUGGCAACGCCUGAUCAACACUGACUGGCAGUGACUUUCCAGAGUUUCAGGCAGGGGACACGGAACCAGGGAUCUUCUGCAUGCAGUAAGUGGAAGUAUCAGGAACUCUGGGGUGGUUUAAGAUUAACAUUGCUCCUAACAGAUAAGUCAACUGGUUCAGAGAGAUCUGACUCCAGUUCUGCUAUGGAGACCCAGUGAUGCUCUUCCCUGAAGCCCUAAGAAGGCUCACUAUGCAAGGUGCAGAAAUGCCAAUUACUGCCUUUUGUCGCAACGGAAUCCCAUUCUCAGGAGCUCCUAAUCUCUUGGGGAUCCUUCAGCUGGUGGGAUAUUUUGCUAACUUAUUUCAACACAACUAGAAAACCUCAGGUCCAGGACACCCGAAUGUGUCCUUCCAAGACUUUACACCCACUUAGUAUUUUUGCUUGGCUAGAAUGUGUCCUGAUAAUUCCUGUUCCUGAACACCCACUUUCUAUAUACCUGUGAAUGUCAAAUUUACAUUAAGUGCUCCACCCACUUUAAAGGAGCGCAUCCAUCCUCUCAGUGGCUGGAAGGGUGCUGAUAGAUGUGUUUUAGCAACAACCUUGUCCUUUUCGCAGAGCCUCCGACGGUGAAAGUUACACGCAUGGCAGGUUAUGAUGGGCUGGAAACCCUUAUCUGCCAGGCCUACAGAUUCUAUCCCAGAGAGAUCAACGCCAAGUGGAUGAAGGAUGGGGAGGUCUGGGAGCAGGACACCUUCCGCAGGGAUGUGGUCCCCAACUCAGAUGGGACCUAUUACGCCUGGCUCAGCAUCAAGGUUGACCCCAAGGAUAGGGACCACUUCCGGUGCCAUGUGGAACAUGAUGGACUUCCGGAGCCUCUGGACUUGGCCUGGGAGGAGCCUGGUGAGGAGGGGAGGAAGGCUGGCUGUGGUGACUAGUUGCCCCAGUGGGAAGUCCAAGCAGGACCUGAACAAAGCAGCAUUCUCCUCGCCUCCAAUUUCCAGCUGCUAGUAUCGUUCAUGGGCAUACUGCCUUCAACUGUGGUGGCAGAGCGUAGCCGUUGUGGCUCGUAGGCAUUGAUAGCGUUCUCCUCCAUGAAUUUGUCUUUUAAAGCCAUCCACAUUGGUGGCCCUCACUGCCUUUCGAUGGGGGGCAAAUUCUAUAGUUCUACUAUAUAUUGCAUGAAGAAGUAUUUUUUGUUGGGGUUCCCAUUAAUCAUCCUCUCUUUUGCCCCAUUUCAGCCUCAAAAGUAUUCUAUCUGUGGAUCAUCUUGGUGCCUGGGGCUGUUCUUAUGGUGUUGAUGGUAGCAGGGAUCACACUAUACAUCAGUGAGUAUAAACUGUGAAUUCAUACGCAGGGAGGGAGGAGAUCAUACUGUUUUAGACUUUGAGGAUGAGCUGAGGACUGGUGGACCAUCAAAAUCUGGUGGUACCCAUAAACAUCUCCCCUGAUGUGCCCAGAAACUAUGUGAAUGGUGUUUUAGUACCAAGACCAAAGAAAGUGGCCAUGGCUGCAUCCGCACAAGGACAGAUUUCCUGCAAGAUAAGCAAGAGAGCCAGUGUGGUGUAGUGGUUAAGAGUGAUAGAGUCGUAAUCUGGUGAACCGGGUUCGCGUCUCCUCCACAUGCGGCUGCUGGGUGACCUUGGGCCAGUCACACUUCUCUGAGGUCUCUCAGCCCCACUCACCUCACAGAGUGUUUGUUGUGGGGGAGGAAGGCAAGGAGAAUGUUAGCCACUUUGAGAUUCCUUUGAUUAGUGAUAAAUCGGGAUAUCAAAUCCAAACUCUUCUUCUUCUUGAAAGGCGCUAGAGGCUGCUAAAAACUGAUGGAGCCUGUGCUGGGGAGGGUUUAGUGUUGCCAAGCCUCAGGGAGGCCAAGUGGAGUGGGAUUGGGUUGGGUUGGGUUGGGUGGGGGUCUCUUCCACUUCCAAUGAUCUGCUUCUGCUUCUUCAGGAAACCAGCGAGAGGGUGGCUCCAGAGCAACUUCAGGUGAGUGAUGCCCUCUUUGCUUCCUCUGUUACCCCCUGGUAGAGUUUCAGGGUCUGCCUGAAGGCCAUAUACAGGAUCAGGAAGGAAAAUAUGUGACUCCAUUUCCUUGUAUGAGUCCUCAUUUGGAGCCCUGCAAUUCUCCCUCCAUUACACACCUUCUCCUUCAUUGUAGCGCCCCUUGUAUGUGACUUGAGCUGUGGUGGGGUGAUGCAGAUGUUCAGUUGGCCCUGCCUCAGAAGAAUAGGCUAGACUUGAUGGCUCCUUAGAUCCUUCCAGUUCCUAAGGUCUCCAUGCUGACAAUUCCACCGUGCCAGCUUAACAACAGUCUUUCAUUUACAUUUCUGCAGCAAGAUAUUCUGCUGGUGUGCCAGAGAGCUGAGGAAGGUACCCCAAAGCCUGAUGUGAAUCUUCAGUGCUCCUCCAGAGCUUUUGCCUGCAAAUUAUACAAGCUUCAUAAGGACACAGGAAACUGAAUCAGAGCUUUGGUCCAUCGAACUUUAAGUACUGUCUGCAGUGACUGGUUGCCAUGCCUAGAGAUGCUGAGGAUUGAUGCUGGAACCUUCUGCAUGCCAAGUAGAUGCUCUACCUCUGAAGUUUACAUUUGCAGUGAAAAUCAAAAAGAGAUGGAAUGGUGAAGGUCCAUUGUGGGUUGAAUACUCUUUUGCCACAUGCAAGGGUUCAGUGGCAAUCACAACACAAGUGGAGGGAAGUUCAAUGUUUUCAUUUAAUAGACAGCAUACACAAAAAGUCUUUUAGCAAAAUUACAGAGCAUGAACCGAACUUCCCCAUUCAGUUAUUGGGAACUCCAGGGAUCGAUAAUGGAGAGACUUAGAGCUUCUUUUAGCCGGAACUCAAUUCCGGCAUGUCUCAGGUAAGCACCAAAUUAAGCCAAAAUCCCUUGCUAAUCGCCGAAGUGCCAGUAAGAUAGGAAAAAUAAUACAAACCACUGUCUAUUUCUUAGAGAUACAAAAGUCUUCCAUGUAGGUUUCCCCUAUAAAUAGUUUCAAAAGAGAAAUUUUGGGGAGCCACUUUAAGGAUCACAUUCCUUUAAGGAUCCCAUUCUUCCUUAUGUGCACACUCCACCACUUCAAACUGUGGAACUGAUACUGUAAUCCCAUAGAAUGUCCAUUGAUGUUUUAGCAUGGAAUGUUCCAUGGCAUGGAAUUGAUAUUUUAGCAUGGCAGCACCUAACUUCUGAACAAUUUAUAGACAAAGCCAUCUGGAAAGGUCAUUUUAUUGUAUAUAUUUGUUCUUAAACUCUGCACAUUUUUUCUUUGAUAACCUUAUUAGCACUACUCUUUUUGAAAAUCGGUUUUAUUGGUAUUUUCAUAUAACUAUAAUAUUUUAUAUAACUAUUUUAUAAUAUUAUAUAACUAUUUUAUAAUAUUAUAUAACUAUUUUAUAAUGUUUUAACAGUUUAUAUUUUUAUUACAUUCAUUUUCUUAAAAAACCAAAUAAAACAACCUAACUGACAUACUUCAAAUCAGCCAAAUUGAGGGGAAUUACAAAAAUCUGAAAAGUUGGUAAUUAUAGACAGGAAUUUAUUUAUCAUCCUCUUAAGAUAUAUAGAAGUAAAAUAUAAGCGCAAAAUGGAACCAGUCAAAGAAUUAAUGAUAAAAUGGCACUUUUCUCCAAGCAAGAAUAUAGAGAGAAUUGUUCUAAAGUGAUUGUCAUCCGGUGUAUGAGUCCUGUGAUCAUAAGCAGGUCAUGAACAAUUACAGUCUCCUUACGGCACAAGGAAAUUACCACUUUUCUUUGGGUAGUACCACAAUUGCUCACAGCAAAAGAAAAAAAAGGCAUACCUUUAUAAAGUAUUCAAAUGAACACCCUUAUUACUGGCAUGCAUCAACUGUGCGUUUAUCAGGAAGCUGAUAACUUUGGGGACACAUUGGUCUCUGUUCUUGUUUGGAUGCUGAUCUUCUGUAUCGGGAAGUUUUUAAUGUUUCAUGUUUUAUUAUGUUGUUGAUGAUGAUAAUGUAUGGAAGAAAUUGUUGUAUUAGUCUUCUGCUCCGCGAGAGGUACAGAACCAAUUGUUUU
Molecule: messenger RNA, 8039 nt
Organism: Podarcis lilfordi (Lilford's wall lizard)
Lineage: Eukaryota; Metazoa; Chordata; Lepidosauria; Squamata; Lacertidae
Source: the annotation of a GenBank genome assembly